Prorocentrum cordatum is the source of this 3196-nucleotide messenger RNA. NCBI's taxonomy places the organism in Eukaryota, Dinophyceae, Prorocentrales, Prorocentraceae. The record is from the annotation of a GenBank genome assembly.
GGCGGGCCCGGCUCGGGAAGGCCCGGGCGUGCUGCAGAUGCAGUGCUCCGCGCGCAGUGGCCCUGCUCAGCUCGUCGCCGGCGUGGCCUCCGACGGCGCCCUGCUGCUGGCGCCGCCGCCGGAGGCCGCGUCGUCCUCCGCGUCGCCGGGGAGGCGGCUGCCUGACGUGCCCGACGUCUCGGGGCGGGGUCUGUUGGAUCUGGCCACCUUCGCGGACUUCAGUGAGCAGCUGCUCGCCGAGCGGACCAGGCUGGAGCAGGGGGCCCUGGAGACGGUCGAGGCCCUGGAGGCUGCCAUGCAGCGGCAGCACGAGAGGGCGGUGGUCCUCGAGAGCGCCCUGCGGGAGGAGUGCCAGGGGCAGCUCCAGGAGGAGGCGAGCCUGGCAAGGCUCGAGUCCGUCUCCCUGGCGGCGACGUGCCGGGAGGCCGCGGAGCUCAGGCUCGAGCUCCGGGACCUGCGCGCCUCGGCGGGGCACGCCUCCGACUCGCUUCGGCAGGAGGCCUGGGAGGCGCGCGAGGAGGGCAGGCAGGAGCGCGAGGCCUGGCGGCUCCAUGCGGAGCGGCUGGAGACGGAGGCCGGGCGAUCGAGCGGCGCGCUGGAGACCCGGCUGGAGCUGCUGGAGCAGCAGCAGGCCGCCCAGCGGCGCGACGACCAGCAGCAGUGCGACCGGCUGGAAGCGCAGGCGGCAGAGGGCUGGGCGCGUGUCAGCACCCUGCACCGCGAGGGCGAGGACCUGCGCGCGAGGGUGCAGGGUCAUGAGCGUCGGGAGAGGGACCUCGAGGCUACGUGCCAGAACUUCUGGCAGAAGCUCGAGGCCGUCUGCAUGGACCUCGAGGCCGCCCGGCGCGACGCCGGGGCCACGCCGGCGCUGGGCGACGAGGGCGCCCUGCUGCGCCGCGAGUUCGAGCUGCAGGUCGAGGCCCUGCAGGGCAGCGCCCAGAGCACUAACGCGCAGCUGCAGAGCGGCCAGGAGGCACUGGCAGAGGCGCUGGCGGGGGCGCUGCGGGACGCGGAGGCCAGCGGCGCGCGCGUGCUCGGCGAGGCGCGGGUGGAGGAGGUCCAGGUGGCGCAGGGCACGCAGGACGAGAUGGCCCUUCGCUUGUCCGCAGCCUACGAGGAGCUGCGGCAGCGCGAGCGUGACCGGGCCGACUACACGCACAACCUCGGCAGGCUCGAGGCCGGGCUCGAGGGCGCCGUGGGCGCCAUCGAGAGGAGCCGGGAGCUCAACGAGCGGCUCCGCUGCGAGGUCGACGAGAGUGCAGGCUGUAUCCGCGAGCUGCGGCGGGAAAACGGAGCGCUGAGCCAGGAGCUGGGGGUCGAGCGGCACGAGCGUGCCGCUCACCUGGAGCCGGCUUCCCGGCCCCGCGCCGUGGGGCUGGACGCGGUGGCCCGCGAGCAGAGGCUGGAAGGCGAGGGCGCGAGCGCGGCGGACCAGCUGCGCGGCAUGGCGGAGCCGCGGAUGGGCGAGGCCUCGCAGCAGGCGGUUGUCCGGGAGCUGCAGGGUGCCCUCGAGCAGCAGCGCCUGCUGGAGGCCUCCGCGCUGGCCCGCGUCGCGGAGUUGGAGCGCUCCACAGAGCAGCAGCUGCUCGAGGCCUCGCAGCACGUGCGAGAGCACGAGUCACACAGGCUUCGCAUCGAGGAGCUCGAGCGAGAGCUGGAGGUGAUGCUUCAGGAACGAGUGGAGUUGCGCAAGCAAGAGGCCUCCUCUCGGGAGUACCAGCGGCACUUGGAGGACGCGUUAGCUGAGCAUGCAUGCGUCGCCCGUGAUUUGCAGUGCGAGCUGGAUCAGCGUACCGAGCAUAGCGUGUUGCAGCAAACGCGCGUGAAGGACCCGGAGGCCAUUCCGACACAGUACACAUCGGAUGUGCCGCAACAAGCUCCAGCUGGGAAUCCGGAGCGCGACCUGGAGCGGAAGGGUGCCGUGCAGCAAGAGCGCUUGAUGGAGCUGGAGGCCGCGUCUGCCCGCCAGAUCCAGCAGAAUCACGUGCACCUGACUCGCAUUGGUGCGCUGGAGCUGGAGCUGGAGCGUCUGCGCCCGCAGGAGCCCUCGGCCCGCGCUCGCGCCCUCGGCCGGGAGGGCGCGGGCGCCGAGCAGGGCCUCCGCGGCACGCCGCAGGGGGCGAGCCUGCAGGACCUGCGGCACGAGCUGGAGCAGGCCCAGCAGGAGCUGCGCCAGGCGGCUCGCGCGAGGGAGCUGGACGAGGAGCGCCAGGCACGCGCGGGGGAGCUGGAGCUGGAGCUGCAGCGGCUGCGCCAGCAGGAGGCCUCGCUCCGUGCGACCAUCUGGCAGCUCGAGGGCGCGGCGUCGCAGCAGAGCCUCCGCGACGCGUCGCAGCAGGCCCUCGCGCACGACCUGCAGCAGCGCGAGCUGGCGCAGCAGGCUCGGCUCAGGGAGCUGGGAGGCGCAGCCGACCAGGGACGCUGGGAAGACGCGACGCGGCAGCCUCGAGAGGAGGAGCUGGAGCGACUCCUCGAGCGGGCGCUGCGGAGGGAGAGGGCGCAGCAGGCCCGGUCUGCGCAGCUGGAGGAGGAGCUGCGGGAGAGCACCAGGCCGCAGCCCCUGCAGCAGGAGGAGCGGCUGGCCGAGCUGGAGCAGGAGCUGACGGACACGCGCGGGAUGCACCACUGGCAGCGGGCGCGUCACAGGGAGCACGUCGCGGAUCUGGAGCGCGAGCUGGCGGAGAGUCGGCGGGGGCGCGCGCUGGCGGAGGCGAGCGGCGGUCUCGAGCGGCGACUCGAGAUGGAGGUGGCGGCGGCCCGCGCGGAGCUGGAGGUGCGCUUGCAGCGGCAGCUCCGCCAGCUGCACCGCGCGCAGGAGCUGCAGCGCGCGGGCCUGCGGCGCGGCCACGCCGCGCAGGCGCAGGUCGACGCCCUGGAGCGGCUGCUGCGCGAGCUUGAGAUCGGCCUGCCGCGCGAGUCGCCUGCGGCGGCGCCCGCCGCGCUGGCGGCGGCGGCGGCGGCGCAGGGUGUGAGCGCGCAGCAGAUGGUGACCGUGGUCGAGGCUCCGGCGCGGGUGCAAGAGCCCGUCCUGCGUCUCGUGGCGCCUCUGCCGAGCGUGGCGUCGCCAGUUCGCCGAGCGUCUGCCGCGCUGUCGCCAGGCAGCUCUGCCUCCGUGGUGUCUUCAGCAGUCGUGUCGCCAGGCGCGCCGCCCAUGGGGCUCCUCGCGUCGCCCUUGCGCUGGAUAGGCCAGUAGGGG